AUGACCACUCUUCGGGUUCUGCUGCACGUCGCCGCUCAGCGUGACUACGAGCUUCACUCUCUUGACUUCAGCACUGCUUUCCUACAGGGCAGCCUGCACGAGGAGAUCUGGCUGCGCCGCCCACCUGGCUUCACUGGGUCGUUUCCUGCAGGUACCCAGUGGAGCCUCCGGCGGCCAGUCUACGGUCUCCGCCAGGCGCCUCGUGAGUGGCACGACACACCGAGGACGACGCUUGCGGCUCUUGGGUUUGCUCCUUCGACUGCUGACGCGUCGCUGCUUCUACGCACUGACACCUCGCUGCCGCCGUUCUACAUCCUCGUGUACGAUGACGACUUGGUCUUUGCCACUGCUGACACUGAGGGACUCGCCCACGUGAAGUCGGAGCUGCAGAAGAGACACACGUCCACAGACCUGGGUGAGCUGCGCAGCUAUCUUGGCUUGCAGAUCACCCGGGACAGAGCACGGCGCACCAUUACCUUGACUCAGUCACCCAUGGUGCAGCAGGUCCUUCAGCGCUUCCGCUUCAUGUACUCCUCGCCACAUUCUACUUCUCUGCCUACCGGUCACUCGCUCUCAGCUCUGCCUUCGGAUGAGUCCGUAGAGCCGAGUGGCCCUUCCAGUUGUGAGGCUGAGAUCUACGCAGGGGCCAUGGCUGUAGAGGAGUUACGCUGGCUCACCUACCUGCUGACCGACUUGGGCGAGCCGCCUCGUUCUCCUCCAGUUCUGUACGUCGACAACAAGGCCAUGAUUGCCUUGUGUCAGGAGCACAGACUGGAGCACAGGACGAAGCACAUCGCUCUGCGUUACUUCGUUGCUCGAGAGUUGCAGCAGCGUGGUCAGCUUCGUCUUGCUUACGUGGCCUCUCGGGCCAACACUGCUGAUAACUUCACCAAGGCACUUCAGCCUUGUGAUCAUCAGCGUUUCUGUACUGUUCUAGGCCUUGUGCCUACUUGGCCUCACUUGCUCACUUCUUGA
This is a messenger RNA of Closterium sp. Naga37s-1, 975 nucleotides long. Lineage: Eukaryota; Viridiplantae; Streptophyta; Zygnematophyceae; Desmidiales; Closteriaceae. The record is from the annotation of a GenBank genome assembly.